This is a messenger RNA of Cinclus cinclus, 3054 nucleotides long. It is a transcript of the gene ABTB2, whose product is annotated as ankyrin repeat and BTB domain containing 2. Gene Ontology annotation, molecular function: protein heterodimerization activity. Lineage: Eukaryota; Metazoa; Chordata; Aves; Passeriformes; Cinclidae. The record is from RefSeq and is a predicted model, not a curated record. The transcript has 17 exons. The coding region runs from base 1 to 3054 and encodes 1017 amino acids.
AUGGCUGGGAUAUACAGCUCGACUCUGAAGACCCUGGAGGAUUUAACUUUGGACUCUGGUUAUGGGGCAGGGGAUUCCUGCAGGUCCCUUAGUCUCUCUUCUUCCAAGUCCAACUCGCAAGCCUUCACCUCUUCUCAGCACAGAGGCAACUGGUGGUACUACUCGGGCUCCAUGAACAGUAGGAAUAACAGCUGGGACACCGUGAACACCGUGCUGCCCGAAGACCCCGAGGUCGCAGAUAUCUUCUCCAAGUGCCCUAAGCUGCCGGAUCUCGAGGAAUACCCGUGGAGUGAUGAAGACAUCGGCAGAAUCCUGCGCAGAGGGAAGGGAGAGGGCCACGGCAGGAGCUUUUCCCAGGAGGCUGUCAGGCGGCUCUCGCAGCUGCUGCGGCGCGCCCUGAUCAGGGUGUCCAGGGAGGCUCAGCGGCUCAGCGUGAUGCACUCCAAGUGCACCCGCUUCGAGGUGCAGAGCGCCAUCAAACUCAUCCAGAGCUGGGCCCUGGCCGAGAGCUGCGUCCUGGCCACUGUCAAGGCGCUCUCCCUGUACAGCAUGAGCGCCGGCGAUGGGCUGAGGAAAGGCAAAUCCGCCCGCUGCGGCCUCACCUUCUCGGUGGGCAGGUUCUUCAGGUGGAUGGUGGACACGAGGAUCUCGGUGAGGAUCCACGAGUACGCGGCCAUCUCCUUAACCGCAUGCAUGGAGAACCUGGUGGAAGAGAUUAAGGCGAGGGUUCUGGCGAGUCAGAGCCCCGAUGGUGGAGGGGAGAUCUCGGCUGAAAUCCUGGAGAUGGUUAUCAACAACGAUGCGGAACUUUGGGGAGUGUUGCAACCUUACGAGCACCUCAUCUGUGGGAAAAACGCGAAUGGUGUGCUGUCCCUCCCUGCCUACUUCAGCCCCUACCACGACGGCUCGGUGUGCAGCGAUGGACGGGCCGAUGCCUACGCGCAGCUGGAACUCCGGACCCUGGAGCAGUCCCUGCUGGCCACGUGCGUCGGGAGCAUCUCGGAGCUGAGUGAUUUGGUCUCUCGAGCCAUGCACCACAUGCAGUGCCUGAACACCGUCCGGCCUGGCAUGAGCCCUGUCCGGCAAACCCGGCAGCAGCAGCAGCCCAUCUCCUGGUCCCCUGAUGCCCUCCACACCCUCUACUACUUCCUACGCUGUCCCCAGAUGGAGUCCAUGGAGAAUCCCAACCUGGACCCUCCGAGGAUGACGCUGAACAAUGAGCGCCCCUUCAUGCUGCUGCCGCCGCUGAUGGAGUGGAUGCGGGUGGCCAUCACCUACGCCGAGCACCGCCGCAGCCUGACCGUGGACAGUGAUGACAUCAGGCAGACAGCCAGGCUGCUCCUCCCGGGGCUGGACUGCGAGCCACGCCAGCUCAAACCUGAAUGCUGCUUCAGUUCCUUCCGGAGACUGGAUGCUAAAGCUGCUACUGAGAAAUUCCAGCAGGAUCUGGGCUUCCGGAUGCUGAACUGCGGGAGGACGGAUCUGAUCAACCAAGCCAUCGAUGCACUGGGCCCCGACGGGGUGAACACCAUGGACGAUCAGGGUAUGACCCCCCUCAUGUACGCCUGUGCUGCUGGAGAUGAAGCCAUGGUCCAAAUGCUUAUAGAUGCUGGAGCAAAUUUAGAUAUACCAGUGCCCAGUGCCUCUCCACGAUACCCCUCGGUCCAUCCCGACAGCCGGCACUGGACUGCUCUCACCUUCGCCGUGUUACACGGGCACAUAUCGGUGGUCCAGCUGCUCCUGGAUGCUGGUGCCCACGUGGAGGGCUCUGCUGUGAACACUGGGGAGGACAACUAUGCUGAGACCCCCCUCCAGCUGGCCUCAGCUGCAGGGAAUUAUGAGCUGGUCAGCUUGCUGCUCAGCAGGGGCGCCGACCCACUCCUGAGCAUGCUGGAAGUCAACGGGAUGUCAUCGUCACUCCACGAGGACAUGAACUGCUUCAGCCACUCGGCAGCACACGGCCACAGGAACGUCCUGCGCAAGCUCCUGACCCAGCCCCAGCAGGUGAAGGGGGAUGUGCUGUCCCUGGAGGAGAUUUUGGCCGAGGGGGUGGAGAGUGACACCUCCAGCCAGGGCAGCUCCAGCGAGGGGCAGGUCCGGCUGUGCAAGACCCGGAUGAAGGCUCUGCAGGAGGCCAUGUACUACAGCGCUGAGCACGGCUACGUGGACAUCACCAUGGAGCUCAGGGCGCUGGGAGUGCCCUGGAAGCUCCACGUGUGGAUUGAGUCCCUACGGACAACCUUCUCCCAGUCCCGCUACUCGGUGGUGCAAACCCUGCUGCGGGAAUUUGUCACCAUCAAAGAGGAGGAUUACAACGAGGAGCUGGUCAGUGAGGGGCUGCAGCUCAUGUUUGACAUCCUCAAAACCAGCAAAAAUGAUUCCAUCAACCAGCAGCUUGCAUCCAUCUUCACCCACUGCUACGGCAGCAGCCCCAUUCCCAGCAUUCCUGAAAUCCAAAAGACUCUGCCAGCUCGGCUGGAUCCUCACUUUCUGAACAAUAAAGAAAUGUCUGAUGUAACUUUCUUAGUGGAAGGAAAGCUCUUUUAUGCACACAAAGUUCUGCUGGUUACUGCAUCUAACAGGUUCAAGACACUAAUGACCAAUAAAACAGAGCACGAUGGCCACAGCAGCAAGACAGUUGAAAUCAGUGACAUGAAAUACAACAUAUUCAAGAUGCUGAUGCAGUAUUUAUACUACGGAGGGACAGAAUCCAUGGAAAUUCCCACCACUGAUAUCUUAGAGCUGCUGUCGGCUGCCAGCCUGUUCCAGCUGGAUGGCCUCCAGAGACACUGUGAAAUCCUCUGUGCCCAGACCAUCAGCAUGGACAACUCCGUCAGCAUCUAUAAAUAUGCAAAGAUUCACAACGCACCAGAACUGGCCUCUUUCUGCGAGGGUUUCUUCCUCAAGCACAUGAGCUCCCUGCUGGAGCAGGACUCGUUCAAGCAGCUCAUCUACGGCAGGAACAGCAAAGUGCAGGGCCUGGACCCUCUGCGGGACCUGCAGGCAGCCCUGGCCGGCCGCCUGCACUCCGUGUACGUCACGUCCAGGGUGUGA